AUGCUUCAGCAACCGACUCGUCGCGUGCUCUCCACCCUUGCGAGGCGGCCAUACGUAUGUCCAGCAUGUCUUCGAUCUGCUAGAAGUCCUUCAUUGGCCACUUCUCCCAGCAUAAGCCGACCGCUCCUCCGUAAUCUACAAACCGAUAGCCAAGCCUUACCCCAAGAGGAUACCCCAUUUCGGAAACAGCUCAAAGAUGCAGCUAGAAAGAAGAAAAAGGAAGAUCGUGCGGCCCCGGGCUCUAAGAAAGGCUCCAAGAAGCAAUCCGACCCACGGCUAGAGAAAUGGGAAUUGACCGUCGGCGUCGAGAUCCAUGCGGAGCUCAAUACCGCCCACAAGCUCUUCUCAGGCGCAGCAACUUCAAUGAAUGACACUCCGAACACACAUGUCGCCUUAUUCGAUGUAGCCUUUCCUGGAAGUCAACCUCAUUUCCAGAAGGAGACACUCAUACCUGCAAUUCGUGCCGCCAUAGCACUCAAUUGCGAGAUCCAGCCCAGAAGCAGCUUUGAUCGAAAGCACUAUUUCUACCAAGACCAACCGUCCGGCUAUCAAAUCACCCAAUUCUACGAGCCUUUCGCAAAAGACGGACACAUCACCCUCUUUCCCCACGAUUUCCCCGGCGGGGUAUCUCCAGAAGGAGGACCGAUCACGAUCGGGAUCAAGCAGGUUCAGAUGGAACAGGAUACGGCCAAAACCAUCCAGCAGCCCCCCUCAACGCACCUCCUCGAUUUCAACCGUGUAUCGCAUCCUCUCAUCGAAAUAAUAACCCUCCCUCAAAUCCACAACCCUACCGUGGCAGCGGUAUGCGUACGAAAGAUCCAAACCAUCCUUAAGACCGUCAAUGCGUGCACCACGGGAAUGGAAAUGGGUGGCCUCCGUGCCGAUAUAAAUGUGUCUAUCCGGGAACGGAAUGUACAGCCCGGAAAGGAUAGUCUCUCAUACUCCGGUGUUACCGGCCUGGGGCAGAGGACGGAAAUAAAAAACUUGGCAAGUGUGAAGGCGGUAGAAGAUGCAAUCGUAGCCGAACGAGAUCGCCAAAUCGAUCUCCUCGAAGGAGGUGGGGUCGUCGAGGGGGAGACUCGAGGUUGGACAUUGGGCAGCAAGACCACCAAGCGGUUGAGAGGGAAGGAAGGCGAGAUCGAUUACCGGUACAUGCCUGAUCCUGACAUUGCACCUGUCGUCGUAGGAAAGGACGUCGUUGAUCAUCUCCGGUCCACGCUUCCCAUGUUAUCGGAUGAGGCUAUGCAGGUCCUCGUGGAUGUCGACCAAUAUGGCCUUACGCCCAAAGAUGCCAGUACCCUACUUGCAUUGGACGAUGGCAAUCGACUCGAGUACUACCAUGACCUUGUACUAGAUCUUCAGGGUAUGCUCUCGGAAGAAGAAGCAAAGGCAGCACGCAUUGGUAAGGUUGCUGGAAAUUGGGUAUUGAUGGAACUGGGCGCUCUUUUCAAAGACGAAACCUGGUCUGCAAUUCGUGUCCCAUCGUCCGAGCUCGCUUCCAUCAUUGCAUGCCUCAUUCGCAAGCAGAUCACCGGUCGGACCGCGAAACUGCUUCUGGUCAUGAAGUUCGACGGGGAGCCGCGCCCUGUGCAGCAAAUCAUCGAAGAUGAAGGCCUCAUAUUGCGACCCCUUUCCCACCAAGAGUACGUAGAGAUGGCCCGGCAACUGCUCGAGGAGAAACCCGACGUAGUGGACGACAUAGUGGCGAAAGGCCAACACAAGAAGAUUAAGUGGUUCGUGGGUCAGAUGAUGAGUCGUGGGGCAGAGGGUACCGUGGAGCCUGGGACUGCGGAACUUGUGUUGAGAGACUUACUCCACCUACCUGCCGAAUGA
This is a messenger RNA of Aaosphaeria arxii CBS 175.79, 1833 nucleotides long. RefSeq lists its product as uncharacterized. Gene Ontology annotation, biological process: mitochondrial translation; glutaminyl-tRNAGln biosynthesis via transamidation. Bases 1 to 1833 code for a protein of 610 amino acids. The record is from RefSeq and is a predicted model, not a curated record. Gene Ontology annotation, molecular function: glutaminyl-tRNA synthase (glutamine-hydrolyzing) activity. NCBI's taxonomy places the organism in Eukaryota, Fungi, Ascomycota, Dothideomycetes, Pleosporales. The transcript has 4 exons.